AUGUCCGUUGACGAUGAACAGCCGGGGUCCGCGGCGGGCGUCAGCGGCAUGUUUGACAAGGACUUCGUGGUGGAGAGCGUGCUGAACUACAUGAGCACCGAGGAGCUCUUCACGUGCGCGGAGGUGAACCGACUGUGGCAGUCGGUUGCCCUGUCGCUGCUGAGGAAGAAGCUUAUCUCCGUCUCCAUAUGCUGUUCACCGGAAUCAGACCCGCCGGGCCCGGAGCCAGUGCAGGACAGGCUGCACGCGUGCGUCGAGGUCAUGUGCUCAAAGUUCGCGCGCUAUCGCAACAUCGCGCGCCUGGCCGGCAUGCGGCCAUCCCUGGUGUUCCUGUCCUACCACGCUGACCUCAAUGAAGACAGGAGGGUGGUCGACUGCGUGCGCGAGCUGCUCCCCUUGAGUUCGGUCAUCGUGUACUUCAAGUUGGAGCUUAUCCGAAUGGCCGACGACUCCGAUGACAGCUCACACGAAGGUGUGUUCGGCGAGUUCCUGUUCCACGCCGACCCAAUCGUACGACCCGAGCCGAGCGACGACGACCAGCAGCAACCACCGCCGCCGCCGGACAGCCUGUCCCCGGGUGAGCACUCUACAAUCAAGGAACUAGUUGGCUGCCGUAGAGCGACCGAUACGAGCCAGUGGGAGGGAUGA
This is a messenger RNA of Dermacentor silvarum, 648 nucleotides long. RefSeq lists its product as uncharacterized. NCBI's taxonomy places the organism in Eukaryota, Metazoa, Arthropoda, Arachnida, Ixodida, Ixodidae. The coding region runs from base 1 to 648 and encodes 215 amino acids. The transcript has 3 exons. The record is from RefSeq and is a predicted model, not a curated record.